CAUUAUGAUGUUAAAAUGCCUUGUCAUCUUAUUCUUUCUAAGCUUGCAGAUAAAUGUCCAUCUGCUGUAUUAGCAGUGUUGGACUCAUUGGUGGAACCUCCCCAAAAGACUGUCAAUUUUAAGCCAAAGCAAGAUGCUGUCAAGCAAGAAGUAGAUCAUAAUGAAGACAUGAUUCGCAGUGCCCUUCGAGCAAUUGCAUCCUUGAAUCGAAUAAGUGGAGGAGAUUGCAACCUUAAAUUCAAGAGCCUUAUGAGUGAAAUCUCAAAAUCUCCAAUGCUAUGGGACAAAUAUUACUCCAUCCGGAAUGAGUGAGGCACGCUUGCCCAUGCUAUCAAGUC
This is a messenger RNA of Pistacia vera, 338 nucleotides long. RefSeq names its product cullin-associated NEDD8-dissociated protein 1-like. The transcript is spliced from 3 exons. Gene Ontology annotation, cellular component: nucleus. Lineage: Eukaryota; Viridiplantae; Streptophyta; Magnoliopsida; Sapindales; Anacardiaceae. Gene Ontology annotation, biological process: SCF complex assembly; protein ubiquitination. The coding region runs from base 16 to 312 and encodes 98 amino acids. The record is from RefSeq and is a predicted model, not a curated record.